Molecule: messenger RNA, 1312 nt
Organism: Scatophagus argus
Lineage: Eukaryota; Metazoa; Chordata; Actinopteri; Scatophagidae
Gene: mtif3
Product: mitochondrial translational initiation factor 3
Exons: 4
Coding region: 138-1028 (296 amino acids)
Biological process (GO): ribosome disassembly; mitochondrial translational initiation
Cellular component (GO): mitochondrion
Molecular function (GO): translation initiation factor activity; ribosome binding
Source: RefSeq, a predicted model, not a curated record
ACAACAACAACAGCACAACAACGGAAGACACGUUAGACAAAUGUUAUUACUGCAGACAUAAUCGUGUUUUAUCUCUUACCUGGACCGCUUGUGUUGUGUUUCUGUUGAGACGUUACCUCCACACCCAUUUCAACACGAUGCAUUCACUGCAUUUGCUGGUCAUAACGUUACUGGACAUGUCUGGAGGUUGCGUGAGGUGGAUGCUGAGGCGUACGGUGAGAGCUGUGUGUGGUGGCAGCCCUGGCUACUGGACACCAGCAUCAAGAUUUGCCACAUGCAGCGAAAGACAUAAUGUCAUUGCUACCUCGUGGAGAUGUUCCCCCUUCUCCACUGCUGUAGGUGAUGCAGAACAGACCCCUGUAACAAAGGGAAAAAAGCAGGAUUUCCAAGCUCCUGACACAAUCAGCUCCGUUGGCCGUCACAUCCCGCACGUUCACAUACAUUUGAUAAGUGACACUGGCGAGGACCUGGGCAAAAUGCACCGUGGGGAUGCGAUCAGAAUCAUGGAAAAGAGUGGCCUCAAACUGGUGCUGCUCAAUAAGAAGAAGGAUCCUCCUGUCUACCAGCUGCUGAGCGGCAAACAGAUCCAUGAAGAGCAGCUGAAACUGCGCGAGAAACAGAAAACAAAAGCAGCUCCUGUGCAGGUGAAAGAGCUCACCUUUCAUUCUGGCAUCACAACUCAUGACGUCAGCGUCAAACUGAAACAAGUGGAGAGCUGGCUGGAGAAGAAGCACCAUGUCAGAAUUACUCUGCGAUCAGGACGCAGGGCACCUGCAGUCAACCUGGACAAAACACUGGAGCAGAUGAUACAACAAAUGGGGGUGAUGGUGGGGUUUGUUAGCAAACCACAAUGCAUACGUGACGGUAAAGCAGCCAUGUGCAUCCUCAGACCACCUUCAGCAAAGGAACUGUCACAAAAGGCGAAGAAUGACGCCGCAGCUUCGCGGCCGGCAGACUCCAGCUCGAAAGCCUCUCCGAAAGAAACUGUUAGCAACACGGAUACGACAGAAGGGCCUGUACAGCAGUGAUCUGCAAUAAAACAUUUUCACACAAAAAAAAAGUCUGCGCUGGAAUGAAAUAGUUUGUUGUUAAUUCCGUAGUUAAGCUCUGCUUGUGUGCUGGGUGUGUAAUAAUGAUGCAUCCAGCAGACCCGUCAUUAGUCCUGUGAAAGGUUCAUCUUUGUGUGCCAAGUCCAGAGCUACACCGGUGAAGACUUUUUUUGAAUGAAUGAAUGCAUGAAUGUACGUGUGAAUUGGGCCUCAAAUGAGACUUCAGUUUGACUUCAGCUGUCGUCAGUUCUAAUGCAACUGUA